Paramecium sonneborni is the source of this 1033-nucleotide messenger RNA. The record is from the annotation of a GenBank genome assembly. Lineage: Eukaryota; Ciliophora; Oligohymenophorea; Peniculida; Parameciidae.
AUGAAAGGAACUGAUAUAAUAUUUUCUGCAUUAUGUUCAUAGCCAGAAAAUUUAUAAAUGGAAUUAUAGGCAGAAUAAUAAAAUGAAUAUGAAAGAGAAUAUUUAGAAGCUGAUCUUGGUUCAAAAAUUAGAACAAGAAAUCCAAGUUAAAUCAAUUUUACAUAUAAAUCAACAUCGUAAAUUGAUACUCACAGAAAUUGUGAAGUAAUAAAUUAUUUUUGAUUAAGCCAUUAAUUAAUGUUAAGGAAGAAAGUACCAAUAUUAAAAAGAAAAAAAAUGGGAUCAAUUUUAUGAAAUAUUUUUAUUUGAAGAGAUUUAUAUAACGUAUAAGAAAUAAUCGAACAAAGUUGGCAAAUGUUAAUGAAAAUCACAUUAAAUUGAUAAAUGACAAAUCAAGUGAUAGGUAUCAGUUAAAUGAUUAAGUUAAGUGUUAAUGUCCUUCUUAAAAUUUAAUAGUCAUCCUAAAUUUUAUAUAAGAAAUGUAACUAUGUUGUUUAGAGAGAACACAAUUAAUAAAUAAGAAAAUAGAUUAUAUUCAUUGCUAAAAGAGAAAAAUUAAUAAUUCAAAAAAUAUGCUCAUGAUUUAAUUUCAAAAAUACCUCUUAUUCAUCCAGAAACACCAAAAAAGAUAGUUUGGGAUUAUUCUACUAUUGUUUUUAGAUUAAUUUUAUUAAUACUUAUACCGUUAGAGAUAUCAUAUAAGCCAAAUAUUUUAUUUGAUCAAUUAAUUAGUUUAACAAUUACAAUCAUAAUGAUUUUAAUUAUUGAUAAUAUUUUGAGAUUAAAUACAAUAUUUUAUUAGCAUGGACAUGCAGUAUUUGAUAGAUGGAAAAUUAUUCAAAAUAAUUUGCACUUUUAAUUUGUAUCCGAUUUCACUUUAAUUUUAUUAUUAAUAUAUUUUAUUUAAUUUAAUGGAAAUCAAUUUUAAUACUUAGUACUUUUGAUAUCAUUGACAUAACAUUAUUAAAUAAAUGUAACUUUGGAAAAAAGUGAGGAAUCAUCUUAUUUUACUAAAAACAAAAAGCGUUUGUGA